AUGGCUCAGACAAAGAGUGUCCGGAGGCGCUCAGGGGGUUCUACCCCGAAAAGAGGACAAGCACAGCGAGUGAACCCGCCAUCCAGGACGGUAGGAGGCAAACGGCUUCGCGCACAACCUGGUGACCCCGUACCCGUAAGAAGGCCGCGAAGAUAUAAACCUGGAACACUCGCGCUCAGAGAAAUCCGAAGAUACCAGCAAUCAACCGACCUGUUGAUCCUGAAACUCCCUUUCGCUCGUCUGGUCCGAGAAAUCGCCAUGUCUGUCCUACCAUACCACGCAGCGCAAGACCUGCGGUGGCAAAGUCAAGCGAUCCAGGCCCUGCAGGAAGCGAGCGAAGCGUUCCUUGUGCACCUAUUCGAAGACACAAAUUUGUGCGCGAUACAUGCGAAGCGAGUUACGAUCAUGCAGAAGGAUAUUCAAUUAGCGAGGAGGAUCCGAGGCGCUUGGGGCGGCUUGGGUUGA
Fonsecaea multimorphosa CBS 102226 is the source of this 465-nucleotide messenger RNA. RefSeq names its product histone H3-like centromeric protein cnp1. Lineage: Eukaryota; Fungi; Ascomycota; Eurotiomycetes; Chaetothyriales; Herpotrichiellaceae. Gene Ontology annotation, cellular component: nucleosome. Gene Ontology annotation, molecular function: structural constituent of chromatin; DNA binding; protein heterodimerization activity. The coding region runs from base 1 to 465 and encodes 154 amino acids. The record is from RefSeq and is a predicted model, not a curated record. The transcript is spliced from 2 exons.